Ciona intestinalis (vase tunicate) is the source of this 7014-nucleotide messenger RNA. The record is from RefSeq and is a predicted model, not a curated record. NCBI's taxonomy places the organism in Eukaryota, Metazoa, Chordata, Ascidiacea, Phlebobranchia, Cionidae.
AUAUUUUGGAUUUUUUGCCAUGGUUUCCAUCCAUGGUAUAUAUUACAGCCAUUUUACUAGGUAGCUCGUUUAUAUGAUUUAAAGAAUAAAACAUGGAUCGCUUGGUUGAUUACUUUGCAGUUGUGGGAUACGACUUUGAUUGUGAAGAAACUAAAGUCCAUGCUUUGCGUGGAAAAGUAAUCACCAGAAUACCUGAAUAUGAAUGGGAAGAUAUGCCUUUCACUCAAGGAAUUGAACUGUUCUGUCAACCAGCGGGCUGGUACCUGACGCAUGAGAGGCAAGCUCCAACUUUCUUUGUAUCUGUUCUAACUGAUGCAGAAGGAAUGCGGCAUUACUGUGCAGUGCAUUCUUUCACCGAGCCAAUUGUUUCAAAAGAACAAGAGAACCAGAACUCAAACUUAACAAGAAGGAAAAGUUUGUCACCUGUAUCGGCUGGAGCUAAAAAAGAUGAAAAUGAAGGAGACACAGGGGGAGAUGGGACGCCUGGAGAUGAAUAUGUAGAUGAAGCCAUGUGUAGAGUAGAUACCGGGGAGGGGAAUGACAAUGAUUUGGAUGCAAGGAAUAAUAAGACCAAGCCAACUUACGCGCCAAAGUGUCUCGUUAUAUUGUCAAGAAUUAACGAUUUUCGAGUUUUAAAAAACUGCCUUGGCCUUAUAUACACAGUAUACAUUGAAGAACUGACCAUAUCAAUGGAAAACAUCAUUGCAAAGUUAUUAGUUGUCAAAGUCCCCCCUCCUGGUUCCUCUAUGUUGAGAUUCUCCAUUGGUGCUGCUGAUAAACAAGCAUUACAAACCCCACAAAGUGAUCAUCUACCAGUAACAAGGGCAUCAGUUGCUAUGCUGCUAAGACAACUAGGUAUUUUGAAUGUGUUGAAUAUCUUGUGUGCUGCAUUGGUUGAUCAGAAGCUUCUAUUCUAUUCAUGCAGUUACUCUAGACUUAGUGAGGCCUGUAAUGCAUUGACAGCUCUUAUGUACCCAUUUGUAUACAGUUACCCUUAUGUACCCAUCCUACCCAAACACAUAGUUGAAUACACAUCAUCACCAACUCCUUUCCUUAUUGGAGUUCAUUCAUCACUGAAGAACGAACUGCAUGAUUUGCUUGAUGUUAUAACUGUUGAUUUGGAUGGGGGUGUUAUAUCAAUACCUGAGUGUGUGAAUAUUCCUAUGAUACCGGAACCUUACUAUACUAAUGUAGUGGAGGCGUUAACUAAGGUGUUGUGCCCGGAUCUGGUGGUAGCUGAUUAUGCUUAUCCUCCUGAACAAGUUAAGUCUUCGGAGCCAGAAAGACUGGUAAGCAUCUAUGACUAUGUACCUGCCAGGCUGCCAAUAUAUCUUAGUGUGAUGGUUAUUGCAUUGCAGGAAAACUUCCUUCUAAUGCGAGGUUUCUCAGUGCACAACACACCUUCUGCCAAUGAGUUUGUACCCAAGUUGUUAGAAAGCCAAGCUUUCUCUCUGUUUGUUCAAACCAAUGGUCCACCUUACAGGAAGCUGCAUAAGUUUGAUGAGCUUGUAGCAGAUGUUCCAAACCGAAUACAAUCGGACAUGAAUAAUGUAUAUCAUGCAAUGCGACAUAUUAAGAUACUUGCUUCAGAUCUUUAUAUAAAUGAAAACCCAAACCAUCUUUCUAUAACUGAGAAAAUCCCCAAACCAAGUUCAGGAUCCCACGAACGAUUGAACCAGAAAAGGUUCCCGAAACUGAGCGCGACAGCCGUGCAAACUUUUAUGGAGGAGAAUCGUGUCAGGGCCGAGUCAGCUCGUGGUCCGAAAAGGAUUGCGCAAUCUUCCAGGAAAGUUCCAGAAGGAUCAAGGCCAAUAUCUUUUGCACAUCGUAGUGGAACUACAAGCAGCAGGAGAUUAGAAGUCCUCAAGAACUGCAUGACGUUUAUAUUUGAAAGCAAAACUCUUGAAAUUAAGAAGAUAUUUCAAGCUGUAUUGCGGGCAUUAAAAAGCAGAUCAGCACGGAAUGCAUUAACCCAUGAAUUAACUGCGUAUUCCAAAACUCACCCCCAACUUGAUAAUCAACAGUUUGAUUAUAUUGCAAGGCUUAUCAACAAUGCAUUACAGGACAGCAGUGGCCAGCUUGAUGAGAAUACAUUAGCUGCCGAUCUACUUCCUGUAGUUACUGCAUUUUACCGGAAACUGUGCCCUACAGUGAUGCAGUUUAUGUAUACAGUUGUACAAGAUCACCCUGUAUGGACUUCCCAUGCAUUCUGGGAAAGUGCGUUCUUUGAUGACAUCCAAGAUGCUAUUGGAAAUCUAUAUGCUGUUAAUACUAAGAAGGAACGAACAACAAGACGUUUAUCACCAACUGGUAGUCAAAAAAAUCUUGAAACUUCAAAUUCUAAUGAAGUGUUUGGUAGAAGAGACAACCAAAUGUGUAUGAGCAUUGCUGCUAUUCAGCUUAAGAAAUGGGAGUCUAAGUCAGCUGAAGAUAAAUCAGAGGAGAGUUCAUCAGAAGAGGGAGUUGUCUUCAGCCAAGCGAUGCACAAUGCACAGAGAAUGGUCUUCAUGCUGGUACCUCUCGAUUCCACGAGAGCAAAUCGAACAAAGUUUUUACGUUUAACUCAUGGAGAAGAAAGUAGUAGCAACAGUUACUUUACUAACAGUAUCGCGGGAUCGAUGACAGGAAGUUGUGACGAGGAAUCGGGAUUCGAUGAAUCCGACGGAUCCGGCGACAUCGCGUCAACUGUGUCAAAGUUCGUGACGCGCUUCGUUGACCACGUGUGCACUGAAGCGAAUAUUUCCAAUGAACACACGAAGAUGUUGACCAAUAAGAUUCCAACCCUGGUUCAUAUGCAGGUUGAGUCCUUACAAGAUGUUUGUAAAGAAAGCAAGCGUUUGCCACCGAUCAAGAAGGCAAAACUACUCCAACCAAACCUUCUACUUGGGGAGACACAUGCAAUAGACAAGCCAUUACGUGCAUACUUGGCAGCUGAUGGUCGAGCUACUGCAGUAGGAGGGGAGAUAGGUGGUCCUACAUUGCUCCCAGCUGAGGGAGCGUUGUUUGUCACUACUUAUCGUGUUAUAUUCAUUGGAGUACCAUGCGAUGCAUUAGCCGCUGAACAAGUUGUGAUUCGUUCCUUCCCUGUUGCAAGCCUGUUCAAGAUGAAACCUUUCAAUGUCAGUGAGUUUCCACAUGUUGCAAACAUUGAUCAAAACUUACAGCACGGCAUCCAGCUCCGAUCCUCCACCUUCCAAUUCCUCCUCCUCUCCUUUGACGAGGAGGUUUCUGCCGAACAACAACAUCAGUUACAAAACGAGCUCCAAACCCUGCGUUACCCGCUCACAAUCGACGGGGCGUUUGCCAUGUCCGCUGCCCGCAACUCUCGCUUGCAAUUCAACAAAGCAUCAAACGCACUAAUGCGAAAGAAGGCGGGGUCAACGUCAAGUGUCUCAAGCACCAUGUCAAGCUCUAAUCGAAUAUCGGGCACCAAGACAUUGUUUAAGCAAGCCAAGAGAAAAGCUGGGUUGAAUAAAACCAAUCGAUUCUCGCGACUGGUGAUGACUGACAGCAAAACUAAAACACUUUACUACCCAGCAAGUAAUGGGAGUGGACAACAGGGUUCUAAUGCUACAUUGGGAAGAAUGCCCCCCAUUGACGAAGCAAUGACGAAAACAUUAUCCGAUAAAGACACGAUGAACCGAUUGAUCCAACGUUCGUGCGAGGGAGAUUAUCAAAGGUUGGGGUUGUUGAACACAGAUGGAAACCGAUAUCGACUAUCAAGGGUUAACCGCAUGUUCUCAGUGUGCAGGAGUUACCCAGCUUGUUCAGUUGUUCCAAUGAACAUGUCUGAUGAUCAAAUUAAAUCACUCGCACAUUGCCACCACCAGUCUCGAUUCCCAUCCAUUGUAUGGUUGCAUCCAACUACUAAAGCUGUGCUUAUGAGAAGCAGUGGGAUUCGAACCAGGACGGCCAGUUCGCUGUUUAAGCAUGGACAAUCUGCACCGAUGUCAGUGUCUGAUGAAGGGACAGCAGGAUCAGGAACAGAGGAGGAGAAAUUCUUGAUGAAGAUCGCAUCUUACUCCACCCCAAUGAGUCGACCAUCCUCGGAAUUAUUCCGUCCCGAUUCACUCAACAGUUUGUCGAGUACUGGCACAGAUGAUGAGAGUCACUUGAGGACACCACAGAGCAGCACACGUGGGCAUGGGAGUGCACUGACGAGUUCGUUAAGAAAACCUCGAAAAUGGGGAACACUCACAAGAUCAAAUGGAAAACCAGUUGGAGAGAGAACAUCACCCAGUCCUAUGCUUAACUCUCGUUCACCAAGUCCACUAGCUACCAAUGGUGGUAGUAAUGGAACUAUUGCGCAAUCAGCCAUGUACCAUGCUAUGUCGAAACAAGCAAAGGUUUACGUGUUUGGGGAAAAGGCUCAACUGAAGAAUUUAAAACAUGAACAGCAAGGCAAAGUGAUGUUCGUUCCAUUGGACAUCACAGAACCGAAGCAAAUUCGUCUAAGUUUCAAAUCGAUGAUCAAAUCCUGUCUACCCCCUGAACCCCCACCCUCCACCAACCCAUCCACACAACCACAACAAGUACAAGAUACUGGGUUUAGGAAGGAUGUAGAAGACUCCGGAUGGCUUGUGCAGGUAUCCCAGUUAUUAGAAGUAGCUGGAGCAGUGGUUGACGUGAUUGACAUUCAUGGUGGUUCAGUAAUGAUAGCAGUGGAAGAUGGUUGCGACGCUGUGCCACAAAUAUCUUCAUUAGCUCAAGUUAUGUUGGAUCCACACUAUAGAACAAUUGAAGGAUUCCAGACAUUGAUACAGAAAGAAUGGUUGUCGUUUGGCCAUCGUUUCAGUCAUAGGAACCGAUUUAAUGAUGUUCAAUCUAGUGGAUUCACUCCUGUGUUUCUACAGUUCCUAGAUGCAGUCUACCAGUUGAUCAACCAGUUCCCGAUAUCCUUUGAGUUCAACACCACAUACUUAGAACUUAUAGCUUACCAUUCAAUGUCAAACCGGUUUACCACUUUUCUACUGGACUCUGACUAUGAGAGGUUAGAAGCUGGUAUCUUGUUUGAGAAGAAGGUUACUGGUCGAUCACCAGGAAAGAACUCUUUGGCUUCAUCUAGUUCAACAUCUCCUCCAGCGUCACCAAGUUUCAACACACUCCGGCCAUACAAGUCACUGUGGGAUUACAUUGAUGCAGCUCAUAGGAAAUCACAUCUGUUUCUUAAUACGUUUUAUUCGCCACAACAUCUAUCGUCUCAGGUUUUGCGUCCAAUACACUCCAUGUGUCGGUUAAAACUAUGGCCAUACUACAUACGUGAAGCAUUAGGUGAAGGACCACCAUUUGAUGGAUCGCUUGGUGAAUUAACUUCCGGUACAAGUCAUAAUGAACAAGAAGCUACUGAGACAAGUGAAGUAUGGGGAGGUGUCACUGGUAGGCGGGUGGUCAAUGGUUGCUAUGACAACAUUGCCGAUGCUCAACCGGACACUAUCAAAAUGCUACUGAGCCAGAUUGAUCGAUUACAAACAGAGCUUGGGGUUCCCGUCGAUUCAUGGAAUUCAACUUGGAAGGCGAUAAACACUUCAACUCCUAAGCGAAAGAAUGUUCCUGAACACACAAAGCAAGCACGAAGUGAAGUUCGAGCGUUGCACAAACUAACAACAGUCAAUGUUAUUCAUAAGAACCUUCCCCAACCUAAACGUCGAAUGGUGGUGUCUGCUAUGGACUUCCUACAUUCCCAACAACUGUUGCCUCAACGAAUGCGAAGUGUGUCUGUAGCUAUCACUUCAUUCACAUCAUCUUCACCUUAUAUCAGGAGAUCAGCUAUCAGAGAGGAAAGUGUUAGCUCGGAAAACUGGACCAAUCCACCUGAGAUUUUGAUCAACUCUGUCAAUGAUACAAUGGACACGACUUCUCUGUAUGACCAGUUCCAAACCUCAAGCAAACCAGAAGUUCGUACAUAUGAGGGAUCACUAUGGAAGCAAGGAGCUUACAUGAGAGGAUGGAAACCAAGGUUCUUUGUGCUCGAUACAACUAAACAUGAAUUGCGGCAAUAUGAGAACAGAGGCGACAAUAUUUGCAAGGGCAUUAUUGACCUGAAAGAACUUGAAUCAGUUCAACUAAUGGAUCAACCUUUAUCAGGUGCGCCGAAAGGUGCCAGUGGUAAAGCUCUAUUUGAGGUAAAACUGUCCAAAAGACAAUAUCACUUUAUUGCUGAGAAUGAACAAGCGGCAAAAGAUUGGGUCGACAAUCUCCAAUCUGCUCUUUGAUCUUCUUACUCUGCCUCCUCAUCACUGUGAUCCUGUUUCUCCCUGAAGUGAUCUCCAAGCGAUUUUAUCUUGCCUACCUCCCGUGGGAAUAUGAGUUGGUGCACCUGACGCACUACAGACAUGGGAUUUUAAUCAAAUAGGAAAUAAUUGAGGACUUUUAUUUCUUUCCUUUAUUUGCGAUACAGUGUUAAUUGGGUGAAUCUGUUAUACAUGUGAGUUUGAUUACAUUACACUUAAAGAAUGUUAACACGUACACACACAAGCACAUUUCCUGAAGGUACAGUCCUAGUUUUGUAAAAGCUCACUGUCCUAUUAUGGUAUACAUUCUAAUUUUUGAAAAAUGUUGUUUUAAAACCUUUUGCCCUUUUCCAAAGUUGAUGUCUCUGUUUCACUGGUCUUCCUACACUUUUAGUACUUUAUUUAUUAUUCACCUUUUAACUUUUUGAUGCCUGGCUGGAAUUUGCGCCAAAUAUUGUCCUUAAUUUAAAUGGUCUUGGAACUUUGUCGAACACAAAGGCAUAUUGCUGUCUUUUGUCAUGGAGAAUAUGCAAACAAAAUCUGUGCUGCUUGAAUUGCUGCAAUAAUGAGAACCAGAGCCAUUGAUGGAGCUACAUAUUCUCCCAUGUUACUUAAUUACGUUAGUUGACAUUGCUUUUUGUUAGGUAUGGGGUUGAUAUUAAUAUAUACAUGUAUGAACGUUUUACAGUGAAUAACUGCCCGAAUAUGCUUGGUGUACUUCGCUUAAAGUUUUAAAAUGCUUGCUGCAAUAGCAACUUGCUAAUAAAUUCCUCUAGUAAGCAAA